This is a messenger RNA of Tachysurus vachellii, 5160 nucleotides long. RefSeq names its product titin-like. Lineage: Eukaryota; Metazoa; Chordata; Actinopteri; Siluriformes; Bagridae. Gene Ontology annotation, molecular function: GTP binding. The record is from RefSeq and is a predicted model, not a curated record. The coding region runs from base 75 to 3932 and encodes 1285 amino acids. The transcript is spliced from 9 exons.
UUAAAAGUGACCAAGAAGGAAGUUAAAGCAAAAACCUCGUCGGAUAAAAAGCUCCCUGAAGGGGCAAAAAGGAGAUGGCGAAGGAGAAGAAGGAAAUGUCAAGAUUGUCUGUCAUCCUUAUGGGAGAGGAGUGGACAGGAAAGAGCUCAGCUGGAAAUACCAUGCUGGGACAAAGUGUAUUUAAAGUUGACAGUGAUACAGAGCAUGUAACGCAUCACUUCGGUAUCAUUGAGGGUAGAAAUGUGACUGUGGUAGAUACACCCGGAUGGAUUUCAGAAUGUUACCCAGAUGUCCCACUCAAAACUCUGAAGCAAGGACACAAUUCAGUAUCAUUUAUGUGUCAAGGGUUCCACAUCCUGCUUCUCACUAUCCCCAUUUCCCAAGACCAAAAUUGGAACCAAAAACUUGUGCAAAGGCUGUCAAAUGCUCUGAGUCUUUUCAAUGCUGAUAUUUGGAAACACACCAUGCUACUGUUCACCAGAUAUGACCUUCUAGAUUCAAAAGGAUUUGAGCAAUACCUGGAAGGUAAUGGGCAGGCCUUCCAGAGCUUGGUGGAAAAGUGCGAGCAGAGGUACCAUGUGCUCAACAAUCGCAAAUGUAAUGAUCGCAAGCAAGUCAGGGAGCUGAUGGAAAAGAUAGAGCAGAUAGUCCAAGUAAAUGAUGGUCAGUUAUUGCAACUGGUCACAAGUGAACAGAAAGUGGGCACAUUGAGAGAGCAUGAGAUGGAUACACUGAGACACAAUGAGCAGUCAAAGAUGGAGGAACCCAUAAUGGGGGAAAGCUGCUUCAGAUUGGAAGACUACAUGUUUAAAUCCCUGAGACCAGAGGAAAACGAACCACAAAAUCCGACUGAGCUUUUGAGAUCAAAAAGUGAUCUGUCACAUCCAGCUGACAUGCAAGAUGCUGCACUUGAAUACUCCUACAUCCAAAAUGUAUAUACUGAAUCUAGACCCAACCUUUGCUCAGAGAGCCCUGCUGAAAUAAACAGAGGUCUGUCUAGGAGCAGUAGUGAACACAGUGAUCCAGAAGCAAGUCCAAAUAAAAAGAAUACUUGUACAGAAGUAGAGGAAACAUGCAUGGGCAGAGAUGGAGAUGGAGAUAAAGAAAAAAACAAAAAACACAUACAGCAUACAACAUUGCAAAGAGACACUCCUCAUACCUGGGAUGACUUGUGGGACUUGAACAUUACUUGUUCCUUUUAUAAUGUUGUCUCCAAUCAUCAGCAAACUAUUGUGACUUGCGUUCUUCAGAUUUCUGUCUGCUGGAGAAAAAUAAAACCAUCAUGUCAGACAGAUUGGACCUCUUUCACAGUGUAUGGUGAUAAUUGGCUAUUUAUUAUGAUUCUGUACCUGUUUGUGACAUAUUUAAUUCUCAUCUAUAAAUCCUAUGGAGUAUACAAAGAAACCGGUUGUCAGACUAUGAACACACUGGACUCUGGGUUUGUUGAUCACCAGCAAGAACCAGGCAAAGAAAUCCAGGGAGUUUUUCAUUCACUGCUGAGGCACAUUGUCAACAAUAGGCCUAAGAGUUUGGAUGAAGAGAUAACCAAAUGCAGCAAAAUGGAGCAUGUUGAAAAAAUCCCACAACACAGCACCAGAGGUAAUGAAGAACAGAUGAAGCAAAGUGAAGAUGAAGUGCUACUCCAACACAUUCAGAAAGGUGAAGAAGAAGGUGAAGAGCUACACCAUGGUCAGAAAUAUAUUGAAGAUGAUGAGCUACUCCAACACAUUUGCCAAAGUGAAGACGAUAACGAACUUCCCCUACAUGGUAAAAAAGAUGAAGAAGAUGAAGAGCUACUCCUACACAUUCACAAAGAUAAAGAGGAAAACAAAGAGCUACCCCAACCUGUUUACAAACAUGAUGAAAAUGAAGAGCUACCCCAAACCAUUCACAAUGGUGAAGAAGAAGAUGAAGUGCUACUUCAAAACAUUCACAAAGGUGAAGAAAAUGAACAGCUAACCCAACAUAGCCAGAAAUGUAGAGACGAUGAUGAACAGCAAACCCAACAUGAUCAGAAAGUUGAAGAAGAUGAAGAGCUAUAUCAACACAUUCACAAAGGUGAAGAUGAUGAACAGUUAACCCAACAUGUGCAGAAAGGUGAGGAAGAUGAAGAGCUACAUCAACACUUUUACAAGGGUGUAGAAGAACAUGAUGAAGAGCUACUUCAACACAUUUACAAAGGUGAAGACGAUGAACAGCUCACCCAACAUGGCCAAAAAUGUAGAGAUGAUGAACAGCUAACCCAACAUGGGCAGAAAGGUGAGGAAGAUGAAGAGCUACCUCAACAUUUUUACAAAGGUGUAGAAGAACAUGAUGAAGAGCUACUUCAACACAUUCACAAAGGUGAAGAAGAUGAACAGCUAAACCAACAAGGCCAGAAAUGUAGAGAUGAUGAUGAACAGCUAACCCAACAUGGGCAGAAAGGUGAGGAAGAUGAAGAGCUAACACAACAUGGUCAGAAAAUUGAAGAAGAUGAAGCGCUACCUCAACAUUUUUACAAAGGUGUAGAAGAACAUGAUGAAGAGCUACUUAAACACAUUCACAAAGGUGAAGAAGAUGAACAGCUCACCCAACAUGGCCAGAAAUGUAGAGAUGAUGAUGAAGAGCUAACCCAACACAUUUGCCAAGGUGAUGAACAGCUAACCCAACACUUUUACAAAAGUGCAGAAGAACAUGAUGAAGAGCUGCCCUAUGUUCAUAAAUAUGAUAAAGAAGAUGAAGAGGCAUUCCAACCCAUUAGCCAAGGUGACAAAGAUGAACAGCUAAUCCAACAUGGACAGAAAUGUAGAGAAGAUGAUGAACAGCUAACCCAACAUGGGCAGAAAGGUAAAGAAGAUGAAGAACUAACCCAACAUGGUCAAAAAAGUGAAGAUUAUGUGCUACCCCAACAGUUUUACAAAGGUGUAGAAGAACAUGAUGAAGAGCUACCCUAUGUUGAGAAAUAUCAUAAGGAAGAUGAAGAGGUAUUCCAAAACAUUCGCCAAGGUGAAGAAGAGGAAGAGCUACCCCAACACAGUCAGAAAGCCAAAGGUGAAGAGCUAUUCCAACAUAUUCACAAAGAAAAUGAAGAAGAUGAAGAUGAACUACCCCAACAUGGUGAAACAGAGCAACCCCAAAGCUCUGACAAGGGUGAAGAAGAGAAAUCUCCAAAAAUCAAAGGUGUUAAUGAAGUGAUAUCCCAUCUGAGCAAGAGGGGUGAUAAGAAAGAACCACCCCAGCAGGACUAUAAGGAGGAUGAUGAAAAUAUGCUCCAACAAAAAAAGAGGGCUGUUGAUGACCAUACACUCAAACAUAGCAUAAAGGAGGAGGAAAAACAGAUGCUCCAAAAUAACAAAAUAGAUUAUGAAGUGACGGACCAACCGAGAAACACAGAUAAAGGAGAAGAGAAACUUAAACUUAAGAGAACUAGAACUAUGUGUAGGGAUGGAGAAUGGGGACACACCAAGGACAUCAAUAACAAUGCAGACACCAAGGUUGGAGAAGAGAACCCAAACCAGAGACAGCAAGUAGAAAGACGUCAACAGUCUCCCGAGACAAAAGUACCGUCCUCAUCCAGACUAAAUCAUAAAGAUGCUGGAGAAGAGGACACAAGACAUUAUGAAAACAUAAUGAGAAAAAGGAGAAGAACUAAGAGCCUGGAACGAUUUACUGCAUUUACCAGUGCUGUAGAAGAAGAUACAAAACAACAUCGAGAUAUUUUGAAACUUAGGAGAACCAAGAGUCUGGAACGAUUUGAUACAUUUAACAAUGCUGGAGAAGAGGACACAAGACAUUAUGAAAACAUAAUGAGAAAAAGGAGAAGAACUAAGAGCCUGGAAAGAUUGACUGCAUUUACCAGUGCUGGAGAAGAAGAUACAAAACAACAUCGAGAUAUUUUGAAACUUAGGAGAACCAAGAGUCUGGAACGAUUUGAUACAUUUAACACAGAAUGAUGGUCACCAGCAGAUACGGAGAGGCCGUCACCACACUACAGAUCAGCAUGAGCACUGAGAAUGGAGCUUCUACACAUGAUGGAUAUAAUAAUUAUAAUCAUGUUUUAUUCAUUCUGAACUAUUUACAUAUUUUAGCUCAAUCUGCAGUACAAAUAAAUUCAUUUACACCUGUGUGCACAAGUGUUGCAUAGCAUAUUGUACAUAGACACUAUAACGUUCAUUGUGGAAAGCUACUGAAUUCAAGACAUUAAGUGGUAUAUAAAUAUUUAAAUGAUUUCUCACCGCUGACUGAGACCCAGCUUUUCAGUGACUCUCCUCUCUCUGGGUGUUCACAGUGGUAGAAACCUUCAUCUGACUUUGAGACAGUUUGUAUGAUCAUCUCUCCUGUAGUUUGGUUCUGGAGAACUGAUCCAUCUUUAUAGAAAUCAGCUCGGAGGUUUGAGGGAUUUGGGUUGUGAUAUAAACAGCGUAGAGUCAGAGGAUGUCCCUCAGUCACAGGAUGGACAGGACUCUCCAGGAUCACAUCACCAUCUAGAACACAGAAAAUCACUAACAAGGAAAUCCACACACUAUGAUGUGUCUGUAGAUAAUAAAUAAAAGGUAUCAAUCUGUAUAUAACUUAAAACCAUUUAAACCUGUAAAGUCUGGAGGUGUUUAAUUCAAGUCUGCAGAAAUCUGCCUUACUAGUUCAUGAGAAAACAUGCAACUGAAUUAUAGAUACAGUAGUAUAGAUAUAUAUGAAUAUUGAAUACUGAUUUGAAUUUAUACUCAUUUACUGGUACAAAUAAAACUAGAAUAUACUACUAACAUACAUAUUUUCAUUUACUCAGAACACUUUCAUUUUCCUUUAACAUUAAACACACUACAUGAAGACUCACCAUGCACUGUGAUGUUGACAGGAUUACUGUUUUCUCCAGAUUCAGACUCACACCAGUAAACUCCAGUGUAGGAUGUGGAGAAGAAGCUGAUGUUACAUGUAGAUCCUGUAACUGAUCCCCAGUGUGAACAAUCUAACACUCUCUCACUGUGUGUGUAUCGUCUCACUGUCCAUCCAGUAGACUUACUCUGGUCCUCACAGCUCAGUGAGUCUUUAGUAAAGUGUUGAGUUCUGCUGGGAUUGAUGAUCAGAGAGACUGGAGGAGAUUCACCUUAAACAGAAAAAAGCCAUGUAAAUAAAUAUUAAAGUGGAAAUGUGCAAAAAUCUCUCUCCUCUACACAUAUAAACUCC